AUGAAAUCCUCCAUCGCGCCUCUGUCGCUCAUCUCCCUAGCGCUGUGCGCUACAAGCAGUGCAUCUGUACUACCCACUAGGACGCUCCAGCGCCGCGCUGACUUCUGCGGCCAAUACGACUCAACCACAACGGGCAGCUAUAGUGUCAAUAACAACCUCUGGGGGCUAAGCGAGGACGAAAACGGCACGCAGUGCACAGGCGUUGACUCGCUGAGCGGCUCCACGAUCGCCUGGCACACCACGUUCUCGUGGUCUGGGGAUACCACACAGGUUAAGAGCUAUGCCGACGUUGCGUUGCAGUUCAGCGCUCAGCAGCUGAGUGCGAUUAGUAGCAUCGAGUCUUCAUGGGAUUGGAGCUACUCUACUACCGAUAUCACCGCCGACGUCUCGUACGAUAUGUUCCUUAGCUCUAGCGCAACCGGGUCUAAUGAGUACGAGAUCAUGGUGUGGCUAGCAGCGAUAGGCGGCGCUGGUCCGAUCUCAUCGACGGGCUCGCCUAUCGCUACGGCGACUAUCAACGGCAUUACCUGGAAUCUGUACUAUGGUAUGAAUGGGAGCACAUACGUGUAUAGCUUUGUGGCGAACUCGGAGGUGACUAGCUUCUCGGGGGAUAUGCUGCAGUUCUUCCAGUAUCUCGAAGAGUACGAGGGCGUGAGCUCUAGUCUGUAUCUGAUCACUGUGCAGUCAGGCACGGAGCCCUUUAGUGGAACGGCUGAGCUAACGACUUCGGCUUAUUCUGUGGUUGUUUCUUGA
Molecule: messenger RNA, 753 nt
Organism: Penicillium riverlandense
Lineage: Eukaryota; Fungi; Ascomycota; Eurotiomycetes; Eurotiales; Aspergillaceae
Exons: 2
Coding region: 1-753 (250 amino acids)
Biological process (GO): polysaccharide catabolic process
Molecular function (GO): cellulase activity
Source: RefSeq, a predicted model, not a curated record